Messenger RNA from Oikopleura dioica, 222 nucleotides. Lineage: Eukaryota; Metazoa; Chordata; Appendicularia; Copelata; Oikopleuridae. The record is from the annotation of a GenBank genome assembly.
AUGCUUAGAUUUAAGCCAGGAACAAAGAUCAGCGACAAAUUUUACGCUCGCCACGAUGGAACCAGAAGCUAUUUCUUUGGAAAAGAAGAAUUUACUUUGAUCGCCGAAGCGGCUGGAUUUUCUGUUGAAUCUGUCGAAAUUUGUGAGAGAUCGACGACGAACGUAAAAGAAGAGCUCAAUGUGAAACGACUCUUUUUACAGGCUACGCUUGUCAAACAAUAA